This is a messenger RNA of Triticum urartu, 2593 nucleotides long. RefSeq lists its product as uncharacterized. The record is from RefSeq and is a predicted model, not a curated record. NCBI's taxonomy places the organism in Eukaryota, Viridiplantae, Streptophyta, Magnoliopsida, Poales, Poaceae.
AGUCCAAACAACUUUCACGGUCAAACUUUGCUGGAGCAGAUUGCACAUUAUAUGGGAUAUGGCAUAUGUAAGAUGUAAAAGGAGCACAAAAGAAAGUCAAAUGCAAAGAUGAUUAAAUAUACUUUUUGCAAUGGGAAGAACAAGGGUGCAUAUUGCCAGUAUGGACCUACCGUGAAUAUUUACAAAUACUAGUCGAUCAGUUUUUUCUAUUUUAUCAUCCUGCUUGGACAGUUGGCCUGUCCUUGUCAGUGCUUGGGCAUUUAAACAAAAUUAUACGUGUCUCUCACCCACCCAUCCACCCACUCCUCACGCCUGGAGCAGCUUCAUUUUGCCAGGAGUCUCUUCAAGAUUUGCCAGAGGCCAGCCUAGUCAAAUUUGUCCACAGACCAACCAGAAGCGUGCCUCAUCAACCCCGGCCAUGGAGGUUGCCAUAUCUGCAGUUGCAGGUGAACUUGUGAGUCGAUUUGUCACCUUCCUGAUGAACAAGUACCACUCCUCCAGCCAUGCACAGUCAGAGGAGACGGUGGUGGAGAGGUUGCAGCAUGUCCUGUUGAGAGCUGUAACCAUUGUCGAGGAGGCGGAUGCUCGAUACAUAACCAACUCCGGGAUGAUGAUGCAGCUCAAGAUGCUCUCGGAGGCCAUGUACCGAGGUCACAGCCUGCUCGAUGCCUCAAGGUACCGAGCCCUCCAAGACGCCGCAGGCUUCGACGAGGUUAGCAGCGACGAGCCAUCUAGCAGCAGUUUGUAUUUUGCCAUUCCCCUCAAGCGUUCUAGAACAGCAAUGGUGAAAGACGACAAGGCCAUGCGCCCGGGGUCACAUGGUGCCUUGGAAAACUUAGAAAUUGCUGUUGCUAACAUGGCUGAAUUUGUUGUGCUUCUGGGUGGAUGUGAGCGCAUGUCUCGAAGGCCAUAUGAUGUUUAUCUUUACACCGACAACUUCAUGUUCAGCCGACAUGCUGAAAAACAAAAGCUCUUGAGCUUCCUGUUGGAGCAAAACGACCCUCCUGGUGAUCAUGCACUGGCAGUUUUUCCGGUGAUAGGUGGUGUUGCAGUUGGGAAGAAAACUUUGGUUGCCCAUGUGUGUGGCGACGAAAGGGUUCGCUCAUGCUUUUCCUCAAUUUUGCACUUGAAUGGAGACAGCCAUUUGAGGAUGCUUGACGAUGGAAGGACCAUGUUUGGGAGGACAACACUGGUAGUUAUUGAAUUUGCUUCUGAUGUAUGCGACGAUGACUGGAAAAGCUUUCAGUCCUUUUUCAGAAGGAUGGGCAGAGGAAGCAAGAUCAUCAUCAUAAGUAAAUUUAAAACAGUAGCCCGUUUUGGAUCAGUGAAGCCAAUUUUCCUUAACGCUCUAUCUUACGAUGAGUUGAGGUAUCUUUUCAAGACACUGGCAUUUGGAAGCGCAGACCCAGUAGAACAUCCACGGCUAGUACAAAUAGCAGAUGAAAUCACCAAGGUGCUGCACAGUGUGCAAGGUUCACUUGUGGAAGUAAAUGUGUUUGCGGAUGUGCUGAGAAGGAAUCUCGAUGUUCAGUUCUGGUGUUGCAUACUGAACAAGGGGAUCAGACUGGUCAAAAGAAACCUGUCCAUAUAUGGCGUGCACCCAACCCUGCUUAUAGAACAAGGCCAGCCAGUGGACAUAACGGACCUCGCCUCGCAUCCACUUAGCAUGAUACCGUAUAAACCCAAGGAGGAAUCGCCAAGUGUGUCGUUAGGGGCGCUUGUAGCAGACCCUAGCAUCAGACCGGAUGGCGACUUCACUCUGGUCGCAUGGGAAUCAAGGAUACCCCCACAUAAAUCAUUUGUUCAUUAUGUCACAAGUCGUGCCCAGGAUACACAGGAAGGUAGUAGCAGUGCCUUGCCGGGGAGGAGGAAGCGCCGAGGCGUGCCAUUUUAAUGUUGCUUCAGACUAGUGUAAUGUGAUUCUAAUUUUGCUUCAGACUGGUGUAAUGUGAUUCUACUUUUGCUUCAGACUAGUGUAAUGCGUAACUCUUGUUGUAAUCUUUUAUAUGCGGCAAAGGAAUGUGUUCACGUAUACUGACGAACUAUUACUAGGCCCUGUUUGUUUCAGCUUUGUUAGGGAACAGAUUCAGCUUUGAAAAAGCAGAAGCUGAAACAAACAGCCAUUGUAGAACCGCUUUGAAAAAUCAGCCGAAAGCUGAUUCGGGCUAUUUUCAGUGUGUUGGGCUGAAUCACGUCCCGGUGUACUUCAGUGCCAAAUUUAUCAGAUCCACAGCUGAUUCUGUCGAAGCCGAAGCCGAAGCCGAAGCCGAAGCCCAAACAAACAAGGCCAAAUUCAUCAGACCCAACGACCCCUCCUGCUCUUCUUGGACAGCGAAUUCAGGUAACGACAUCAUCUAAGGUGGCAGAUCAGAUACCUCCCCACUAUCACCAGCUCGUCUCGGUAAGGUGGAUUGAAACUGAACCAACAAGAAGGAGGUUCUGACCAGCAUUUUGAUACUACCAAGAAACCGAACUCUAUGCAUGUGCAGUUGCAAUUACAAGACACGAUUAAAUCAAGGAGUCUGCUUAGGUGCAGGAGUCCUUAAAAACCAGUAGAUUUGGCGAGAUUCGGGAAAAUGAAACAGGUUUGAGA